UUGGUUGUUGUAGCGAACUUAGUCGGAAUAUAUUUGUCUGCUUCAUUGCGCUUGAAUAUUUAUCGAUCGUCAUGGCUAACUCUAGCAGUAUUUUAGAUCGGGUUCUCUCUGACUUAAAAAAAAGUGAUGAUGUUGCUUUGCUUAAGACCUUUGAGGAAUUAUGUGGUAUAUAUAAUUCUUCUCGUUUCUUAAUGCCUGAAGAGCAUUUUCCUUUAAUUGGACGAUCUUUGUAUCGUGAUGUAAAUGCUGAGACAGUCUAUUUGCCUCAUCAUGUGAAGGCCGACAAUACGAAGCCAUCGGUUGCUCUAAGAUCUGAACCAUCUGGAAAUUGUCUAUACAGCUCUGCUUCUCUGGCCUUGGUUGGAAGCAAUGCUCUCAUUCACACUUUGAGAGCUAUGGUAUCUAUAGAGCUUUUUAUAUAUGCAAAUUAUUAUUGUUAUCAUCCAAUAUUCACUUCCACCUUAGAGAAGCAUGGUGACAAGGUCUCUGUUAGUGCAAAAAAUGUUUUGGCUAUGUCCUGUUGUUUUGAAAGUGUGGAUUCACGUUUAUCAGGGCUUGAUCUUGUUAAAAUGGAAGCUCUUUGCAACUGUAGAGAUAAAAUUUGGGGUAGUUUUUGUGUAUACUUGCUCUCUCCUCAGUUACUAAUAGAAUCAUUUCUUUGAUGUAUCCUGAUUGUGGAGAAGUUUCUUUUAAGUUGUUAUUCAACCAAAUUAUUUCACCUCGUCUUCCUUUACCAACACCACCUACUCAAUAUAACUAUUUAUACCUCUUGUUUUGUUCUACAACUCUAUUGACUUCUAGUAAAGUCUUUAAGCCAAAUCACUUUGCACCUCUUAUUUUCAAACCUAUCAGUAAAACUAAAAGAAAGGCUUCUGCUUUGUUAGAAAAAGCUAACAAGAAAAUUCCUCAUGUUCAGGCAAAGUUGAAAGGAGAGUCUUCUACUGUUAACAUUUCUAAUUUUUUUCAACCAGUUUCAACCCCAGCAAGUAAUAAGGCUAAAAAAUUUAUUUUGCCCAAAUUAUUUAGUACUACACAAACACAAUCAACACAAUCAAACACAAUUAAUACAUAACCCAAAACAAGAACUUUUGCAAUCAUUUUCAUUAGAUUUUUCACAGCAAUAUCCAAAUGAUGUGAGAUAUUUUAGAGAAAAAGCUAGAAAUAUGAAUGAUUCUCAAAAGCUCCAGCUCAUUCACAAUGUUUUUAAACCGAAUAGAUCCUACCCAUUUCCUAAAUCAGCUGAUGGUCGAUCUUUUCUUUAUUCGUGGCUGGAAGAUUAUUCUUGGUUGUGUUACUCCCCUUCUUUGGAUGGUGCUUUUUGUCUGCCUUGUGUUUUGUUUGGUGAUCAGUUUC
Xenia sp. Carnegie-2017 is the source of this 1353-nucleotide messenger RNA. RefSeq lists its product as uncharacterized. Bases 72 to 662 code for a protein of 196 amino acids. Lineage: Eukaryota; Metazoa; Cnidaria; Anthozoa; Malacalcyonacea; Xeniidae. The record is from RefSeq and is a predicted model, not a curated record. The transcript is spliced from 2 exons.